GUUCCUACUGAAGUAGAGGCAAACAGGAAAUAGUUAUCUCUACAAAAAUAAAAGCAGAAAUCCCCCUGAGGGCUGGACCUGACUCCUGCCUUGAUAAAGACAAGACGAGAGAUAGUGAAGAAGACGCAGUGACAGGUCGCUGGAGAUGACACAUUGAGUGGACAUGGACCACAGAGUGCUGAUUGUGUUUCUGCUCUGGAGCUCAGGGCUCUGGGCUGAAGACACACACAGUUCAACAGCAGUGACUGAUGAUGUCAAGUUGGUGGGAGGAGCGAGCCACUGUGCUGGUAGCCUGGAGAAGAAACACCAGGGAGACUGGAGAGCAGUGGAGGACCAGUACUAUGACUGGAACCUGAUAUCGGCAGCUGCAGUGUGCAGACAGCUCAACUGUGGUUCAGUUGUUUCAUUACGAAGAACACGUGUUUCCUUUGUUGCAUUUAAUAAUAUAAUAACUGACUAUUUAAUCUCUGACCCUGAGCAGCUCUUUAAUAUGUGGCCAGAUGAAGCUCCCUCUUCCAGCCUGGAGAUCACCUGUUCAGACUCCGUCAGGCUGGUGAAUGGGACUAACCUGUGCUCAGGCAGACUGGAGGUGAAGUCUAACCAUUCAUGGUCCUCAGUGUGUGAAGAUGACUUUACUCAGCAGGAUGCAGAGGUGGUCUGUAGGGAGCUUGGCUGUGGGGCUCCUGCGGUCCUCCAGGGGGCGAUCUAUGGAGAAGUGGAGGCUCCAGUGUGGACCAAAGAGUUCCACUGUGGAGGCAGUGAGUCUGCUCUCCUGGACUGUGACAGCUCAGUUAGAAACACCUGCUCUUCUGGCAAAGCUGUUGGCAUCUCCUGCUCAGAACCUGGUGAUGUCAGGUUGUUUGGAGGAGCCAGCUGGUGUAGCGGCACGCUGGAGAUUAAACAAUGGGGUGAAUGGAAACCAGUGGAUGAGAGGAACUGGAACCUGAGGUUAGCAGAUGCAGUGUGUGGACAGCUGGACUGUGGCUCUGUUGUUUCAACCAGAAGCAGAAGGAGUCCCGUAAAAAAACCUAUGUGGGGAGUCAAAUCUGGCUGUGAUGCAUCUUCACUGAUGAAAUGUUUUACAAGACUUCUUUAUUCCUCUUCCAUCCUAGAGGUAACCUGCUCAGAAUCUGUCAGGCUGGUUAAUGGGAUUAACCUGUGUUCAGGCAGACUGGAGGUGAAGUCUAACCAGAUGUGGUCCUCAGUGUGUGACGCUGACUUUGACCAGCAGGAUGCAGAGGUGGUCUGUAGGGAGCUUGGCUGUGGGGCUCCUUCAGUCUUCAAGGGGGGUCUCUAUGGACAAGUGGAGGCUCCAGUGUGGAUGAGGAAGUUCCAGUGUGAAGGCAACGAGUCUGCUCUCCUGGACUGUGGAAGCUCAGGCUCAGCUAGAAACACCUGCUCACCUGGCAAAGCUGUUGGACUCACCUGUUCAGACACUGAUGAUGUCAGGUUGGUGGGAGGAGCUAGCCGUUGCACUGGUAUACUAGAGUACAAACACCAUGGAGACUGGAAAGCAGUGGAUAACUUAGGCUUUGACUGGGAUCUAAGGGCAACAGCUGUAAUAUGUCGAUGGCUGGACUGUGGCUCCUGUACUUCAACAAGAAAGAAAACAGAUUCUUUAGAACGAUCUGUAUGGUGGAUCAACACUUCCUGUGUUCAGUCUAACACUACCGUGAAGGAAUGUGUAACAGCAAGGGAAAAGUCCAGCUCUUCCAGCCUGGAAAUCGCCUGCUCAGAAUCUGUCAGGCUGGUUAAUGGGAAUAGUCGGUGUUCAGGCAGACUGGAGGUGAAGUCUAACCAGUCGUGGUCCUCAGUGUGUGAGGAUGACUUUGACCAGCAGGAUGCAGAGGUGGUCUGUAGGGAGCUUGGCUGUGGGGCUCCUUCAGUCCUCCAGGGGGCGCUGUAUGGGGAAGCAGAGGCUCCAGUGUGGACCAAAGAGUUCCAGUGUGAAGGCAACGAGUCUGCUCUCCUGGACUGUGGAAGCUCAGGCUCAGCUAGAAACACCUGCUCACCUGGCAAAGCUGUUGGACUCACCUGCUCAGAUCCAGACAAUAUCAGGUUGGUGGGAGAAGCCAGCCGCUGCGCUGGCACACUGGAGAUGAAACACAAGGGAGAGUGGAGACCAGUGGCUGACUGGGAGUCUGAAUGGGACCAGAAGUCUGCAGCUGCUGUGUGUAGACUGCUUGAUUGUGGUGCUGCUGUUUCAACAACAAUGACAGAUGAUUCUUCUGACAGACUUGUGUGGUGGAUCAAGUCUUCCUGUGUCAAGUCAACAUCUGCACUGUUGGAGUGUGUAGUACUGUCUGGUAUUAUUGAAACCUUUUCCGGCCUUGACGUGAUAUGCUCAGAUUUGCUGGCUCAGCCAAACAUCUCCCCCGCUCCGUCCACUGACGGGGUCUCCAAGGCCAAGCAGCAGGGGCUUCAGGUGCUCAUGGGCACCAACUUCACCAUCACGUGCUCUAUCGAACCACAGUACCAAGGAGGGUUCUUCCAGCUUAUCUUCAACACCUCUGACACAACAAAGAACUACACCCUGCCAGCUGUCAAUCACUCUGCACAUUUCCUGUUCUCUGCUGCAGACCACACCCACCAAGGAGACUACAGCUGUGUUUAUCACAUCUAUGUUUUCUCCCGUAACUUCUCUUCUGAGAGCCAGCCACUCUCUCUCACUGUCUCAGCCUCUCUAAUAGAGUUGAUCAUCAGACUUGUUGUCCUCCUGCUGGGUAUGAUGUUACUUAUCGCUGCCCUCUGCUUCGGCUCUAAGGCCAAAAGCCAGAGGCCGGGACGAGAGAAGAACGCUGAGAUUAAUGAUUAUGUUCUUGGUGGUUCCCGUACUACAGGCUGGCUAGCUGAAGAGGCUGGAGCCCAGAGGAAAGAGUAGUAUCUCCAAGGUGGUUGAUUCACAUUCAGAUAUAGAAACAGUGAAAACAGUGAAAGAUUUUAGAUAGCUGUUACCUUCAAAUUCAAAUCUGUGAGACCCCUGAUCCCAUUUACACGUACAGUAUCUUCGGUCUUGAGUAACUUAACACCCUUGUUGACCUCCAGUGGUUUAACUUCUCACCAGGUCAGAGGUGAAACAGGCUUGAAACUUUGGUUUUAAGUUACUCUUUAAAGUGUCUUUGGCAGAGAAGAUAGUGUGUUCACCAGCUGCUCUCUGACUGUGUCUGUUAGCAGAUAUCAAAAAAGCAAAAGUGAAAAUGCAAUCAAGGAGCAUUUGAGAUGGACUAAAAUUCAAUUAUUAAUUAAAACCAAGUGGUUUUAGAUGCUUUUUAGCCAGAUGAUGAAAUGGUGUAUGUAUAAUAUGCAUAUGUAAUCUUUACACCUCCCAUGUGUAACUACUAGAGUUCUGCAUGGGCCUAGAACGAGAACCAUACCUGGCCCGUACCCGUGGCCUUUCAAGACUCGACCCGACUGAACCCGCUUGGUACUGCCGAAUUUGGGACCCGAACCUGAUCCAAGAAUGAGACUAUAUUUUAGUUUUUUCAUCUUCAAAGACAAAUUUGUAUGCUUGCUUUGGAAAGGCCUUCUCACAAAUUAAAAAUAACUAGUCUAUAAUAUUACUAGUAGGCCAAUAUGAGCACUAGUGGGUAGUUGAACAGUAAAAAAAGAACACACAGCCUGUCGUCACCUCUCAAAUUGUCACUUUUUUAAAAAUUUUACUACUGAUGCUGUUUUUUUUUUUUUUGUCGAACAAACUUUAUACAAAAGUUGUUGCUUUGUUUUUUAUUAUUGUAUGACUUGUUACUAUUUACUUUUGAUACAUGUAUAGUAGACUUACAUGUACAAUACAACCUUUACUUAAGUAAUAUAGUAAUUGGUGACUUACUUUUUCUUGAGUCAUUGUUCAGUAUGAAGUUUGACUUUUUAUACCACUGGCCUUCCUGCAGUGGAGGAAGUCUGAGUGUUUACAGAACUGCCCUUUGAUUGUUACAUGAUUUAAUGCACAGUCCAACAGCAGAGAAGUGGUUUUAGUUUGGUGUGCCAGACUCAGAGCUACAACCAUGAACUUUACACACAAAUGAGGCUGUAAAUACUCCUUCAAACGACAGGAGCCCCUGCACUUUCUUAAUGAUAUUCUUAUUUUUAUUUCAUCAACCUGCUGAAUGAAAGAUUCUUAUUGAACUCAGCUGCUGAGAAAUUGUACUUAACAGCACCCUCUGCUGGUUGCAGACAUGUUAGAUGUGAAUAUACCGACGUAUAACUUAUUGAAUUGUAGAUAUUACUGAGUUAAAACAGUUUUCUAGAGUAUACAACAGCAACAAGACUUCACUUGCAGUGUUUGUUGAUCUAUUUAUCCACCAAUUUCUUUCUGCACUGUUGUCUUUGGUCAGCGCUAACUCCCCUGUGUAGGGCAGCAGAUAUGUGUUACCCCUCAAACUUACAGUGACAAAGUUACAAGAGAAGAUGACAAAUUGAUAUAUGAAAUUGAUCAAUGUCGCUAAGGUCCUAAAAAUCUCUUGUCAGAAGCCUUUUUUACUGCGUUUUCAGAAAGUCUUAAAAGUUUACUAAUGCACUGUGGCGCGGCACCUGUAGACCUAUAAAGCCUUUUUAUAGGAUUAAAAAUGCAUUCUAAAAGAAACUGGCAACCAGUGCAAUGAAACUAAAGCUAGUUUGAUGUGAUACUGUAAAAACCAUUCAAAGCGCCCAAAGAAUAAAUACAACACUUUUAAAGUGGUUACGUUAUAAUUUGAACAUUUUCCCCUUCAGGCUCCCCAAACGGCAGAAACACCUUCACACUUUCACUGGAACACAGUCCUGUUCCACUAAAUGGUACUGCAGUUUUUACGGUUUUUGAUGUAAAACAUCACAAGGAUACAGGAUGUUGGUAUAUUAUUAUCACUUGCAGCUUCCUGUUAGCAAAUCUUGAGAAAUGGUUUGGCGUGAUAUUAAGAGAGAAACCACACGAAGCCUGAUGGAGAGAUUAAAAGAUGGAGAGGAAACUAUAUAUCUGACUAGCAGAGAAGAGCUGUAAAAGACAUAAGAUCAAGAGACAGCAUGGUAUGGACAAGUCACCUUCUGAACAUGGAUCACAUACUGGUGGUGUUCAUGUUCCUCUGGAGCUCAGGUAGGACUGCAAUCUGUUUAACCCCCUGACUGCUGCCCACACAACAUGAGUGUGGGUUGACUGACCCACUGGCGGAUAAGUAAACUUCAUUUAAACCAAUAUUUCAAAUCAUAGUCAAGCAAAACUAGGCUAUAAUACCAGGGCCAGUGUGCGUUGAUGUAAAGUGCCAUGUUGUGGAACGGCCUUCCGUUACACAUCAAGUUUUUAAAUAUGAGAGGGGCUUAUAGAAGUCAGGUUAGAACAGGGUGACAGAUUGUUUUUUGAUGUGGGAGUUAUUUCUUAAAUUGUGGUGAUGUGCGUUUGGAUUUCAGGAUUGUGAUUGUGUUGUUUAGUUUUUAUGUUGAAUGUCUUGUGGUUCUUUGUUUUCUGUGUCUUCUAACAUCUUGGGACCAUGUUGAAAAUAUGUGUUUUCACUUUAACAUGUUAUCCUUUGGAUUCCCCCCCCGUGUCCGACACGCCAUAAAUAAAAUCAAUCAAUCAAAGAAGGAAUCUAGACUAGUUAUUACCUUAUACUGACUGCAGACUAGCAGGAAACGUAGGACUAAUUGCAUUAAGGGACCUCCUUCAGUUAUGUAACAGCAGUGAGUCAGCAUUUAGGCCUCCAGCAGAGACCUGUCACCACCACACCCAAAUGAAAUGCAGCCAUUAUUAAUGUUUCAAGUUACAGUUGUUUUUGACGAGUCAAAUGUCUGUUGUGAGAAAAAUCUUUAAAGGUCCACAUGUACCAUACGAGGCUCACUUUUUUGUUCCCAUAAAAAUAUUUGCAUGUACUCUGAUCAGCUGACAAAAUGUCUAUGUAUCAAUAUCAGUGUAAGUAAUUUAUAGC
Siniperca chuatsi (mandarin fish) is the source of this 5891-nucleotide messenger RNA. Its product is annotated as scavenger receptor cysteine-rich type 1 protein M130-like. Bases 164 to 2881 code for a protein of 905 amino acids. The transcript has 12 exons. NCBI's taxonomy places the organism in Eukaryota, Metazoa, Chordata, Actinopteri, Centrarchiformes, Sinipercidae. Gene Ontology annotation, cellular component: membrane. The record is from RefSeq and is a predicted model, not a curated record.